UGGGUCAUAGAUUUUGUAAUUCAGUCACUUAUUCUUAUUGCUUGGAUAAAUUGCUCAAAAAAGAUGAAAAUUAUUGUAGUGUUAGCCGCAAUUUUUGCUGUUAGCCUUGCUAAAUCAGUAAAUCUACUACGAACUUCCCAAAUCACUGAUGAACUAAUCAACGACCCCAGAUUUUUAAUAUAUGAAGUCGAAGAAGGACUAUUUGAAGUUGACGACCUUGAAACCAGUGUUGCCAAUAUUACGACGAAAUCUCUUAAUGAAGAUGUUACUUUCUAUAUUUUCACCCCAGAAAACCCUGAUAGAGGUGUACAAGUAAGAGCCAGUCAGCUCCACGAUAUUGUCCGCAAGACUGGAUUCAACAUCCGUAGACAAACCUUAGUGGUUAUUCAUGGUUGGAGAAAUGACUAUACAGCUCCUGUCAAUGAUCGCAUCAAAAACGCAGCUCUUCGCAACCACAACAUUAACGUCAUUGUAGUUGACUGGAGCCCCAUCGCCUCAAGAAACUAUGUCACUGCUAAAGGAUCCGUUUUGGCUGUAGGAAACUAUGUUGGUGACUUCUUGCUCCGUCUUGAUGAUGAACUCGAUCACAGACUACAUAAAAUGACCAUUGUUGGACAUUCACUUGGUGCGCAUGUUUCUGGCAACGUUGGUGCAAGAACCAAAGGACUCAUUACCACGAUCAUUGGUCUUGACCCCGCUGGUCCAUUAUUUUCAGCUAAAAACAUCAACAAUCGUUUGGACCCAACUGACGCUGAAUAUGUGCAUGUAAUUCACACCAACGAUAAACGUCUUGGGUGGGGUAUCAAAAUGGGACAUGCUGAUUAUUUCCCCAAUGGUGGAAAAAGCCAACCAGGAUGCGGUCUGGACAUUUCUGGUAGCUGUGCUCACGCCAGAGCCUACAAAUUUUUCGCCGAAAGUCUUGAUAACGACAAUUUCUCUUCUAAACUUUGCGGAAGCUAUUCUAAUUUCCAGAAGAAAAGGUGCGGUGAAAAUGUACCCAGCAACAUGGGUGGAUUUCCCAUAGUUAGAACAUCAACUGGAAACUACUACCUGUAUACAAACAAAGGAUCACCUUUUGCCCGUGGAUAAGCAUUUCUAGUGUUUUAUUAUGUAAUAAAUUUCAUGCAUCUCUCAAUGUAACGCUGUUUUUUGCUUUUUUUCCUCUACAAAACCAGUUUUUGGAAAAAAUAUAUCACAAUAAUGCAAGUCAACAAGUACU
Molecule: messenger RNA, 1219 nt
Organism: Ceutorhynchus assimilis (cabbage seed weevil)
Lineage: Eukaryota; Metazoa; Arthropoda; Insecta; Coleoptera; Curculionidae
Source: the annotation of a GenBank genome assembly